This is a messenger RNA of Serinus canaria (Common canary), 1020 nucleotides long. Its product is annotated as ubiquitin carboxyl-terminal hydrolase 42-like. Bases 1 to 1020 code for a protein of 339 amino acids. The transcript is spliced from 10 exons. Gene Ontology annotation, cellular component: cytosol; nucleus. The record is from RefSeq and is a predicted model, not a curated record. NCBI's taxonomy places the organism in Eukaryota, Metazoa, Chordata, Aves, Passeriformes, Fringillidae. Gene Ontology annotation, molecular function: cysteine-type deubiquitinase activity; cysteine-type endopeptidase activity. Gene Ontology annotation, biological process: protein deubiquitination; regulation of apoptotic process.
AUGGCCACAACAGGGAACGAUUUCUUCAUUGCUGAGGGAAUAGCUCCUCCAAAAAGGAUCCUCUUUCCACCAGAGAAGAUCUGCAUGGUCUGGCAGCAGAGGCAGCGUGCUGGGGCUGGGCUCUUCAACGUGGGCAACACCUGCUUCCUCAACUCUGUGCUGCAGUGCUUGACCUACACCCCUCCACUGGCCAACUACCUGCUGUCCCGAGAGCACAGCCGGGCCUGUCACCAGCAAGGUUUCUGCAUGAUGUGCAUCAUGGAAGCUCACGUGAACAAGGCCUUGCACUCCCCUGUUGGCGCCAUCCUGCCUUUGGCUGUCCUCAAGGUUUUCAGACGCAUAGGAGAGCAUUUUCAGCCUGGCAGGGAGGAGGAUGCCCAUGAUUUCCUGUGCUGUACUGUCAAUGCCAUGCAGAGAGCUUGUCUGAGUGCAAGCAAUGACUUGGACCUCUCUUCUCAAUCCACUACCAUUGUCUAUCAGAUAUUUGGGGGCUUUCUGAGAUCCAGAGUCACCUGUUUCAGCUGUGAAGCCAUUUCUGACUCCUACGAGGCCUUCCUGGAUGUUCCCUUGGAUAUCAAAGCAGCCUCGUCCCUCACUGCAGCUCUGGAGGAAUUUGUGACACCUGAGAACCUGGAUGGUGAUAACUGCUUUAAAUGUGACAAGUGUAAGAAGAAUGUUGCUGCCUCCAAGAGGUUCACAGUGCAUCGUGCACCCAAGAUCCUCACGGUGUGCCUGAAAAGGUUUGACUGCUUCACCGGUGGGAAGAUCAGCAAGGUUGUGGAGUACCCCGAGUACCUGGACCUUCGUCCCUACAUGUCCCAGGCAGAUGGAGAACCCCUCCCCUACUCCCUGUACGCUGUCCUGGUGCACAGUGGGGUCAGCUGCCAUGGAGGACACUAUUUCUGCUACACAAAGGCCAGCAAUGGGCUGUGGUACCAGAUGGAUGAUGAGUCUGUGGAGCUCCGUUGCAUUGACACAGCUCUCAGGCAGCAAGCCUACCUGCUGUUCUAUGCCAGGUGA